This is a messenger RNA of Macrobrachium nipponense, 849 nucleotides long. RefSeq names its product zinc finger MYM-type protein 1-like. The record is from RefSeq and is a predicted model, not a curated record. NCBI's taxonomy places the organism in Eukaryota, Metazoa, Arthropoda, Malacostraca, Decapoda, Palaemonidae. Gene Ontology annotation, molecular function: protein dimerization activity. The transcript has a single exon. Bases 1 to 849 code for a protein of 282 amino acids.
AUGUUACAAUCAAAAGCAGUUGAUCUUGCUAAGGCAGCAGACCUCUUAAAGGUUUGCAUGGAUGAGAUGUGCAGAUUACGAAAUCAGUUUGAGGAUGUAAAGAAAGAAGCAACAGAUACAGCCCAGAAGUGGUCAAUCAGACCAGAAUUUGAGAAAAAGAGACUUCGUACCGUAAAAGGACAUUUUAGCGAGCUUUGUGAAUACCAAAGAUUAGAAGAUCCAGGGAGUUUGUGUAGAAUAAGUGUUUACUAUCAUACUCUGGACAUCAUCACAACUCAGAUGAACUUCCGUUUUACUGGCUUGCAUGAAGUUCUCUCAUCAUUCUCAGUGUUGGAACCAAUCUCAUUGCAAAAUUUAACUGACUCAGAGCUGUACGAAAAAGCAUCUAGUUUUGUGAAAAAAUACCACAACGAUGUGUCAGAAACAUUCACACAGGAAAUUCUCAGCAUGAGAUCUGUUCUGAAGGGAGAAAUAAGCAAAGUUUCAAGUAUUAAGGGCCUUGCUAAUAUGUUGAUCAUAGAAAAUCAUCCUAUUUCAGCCAGUUUCCCCGAGGUUUGCACUGCAAUGCUAUUGUUUUUAACUAUUCCAGUCACAACUGCUAGUGCGGAGUGUUCAUUCUCCAAACUAAAGCUUGUUAAAAACUAUCGGCGAAGUACAAUGGCACAGGAAAGAUUUGAAGGACUAGCUCUUCUAUCAAUUGAACAAGGAACUGCACGUAAAUUGCACUUAAGUAAAGUCAUUGACAGAUUUGCAGAGAUGAAAGGAAGUAAGGAAGGAAGCAACGGUAUGGUGGAUAGUGCCUUGACACACCUCUCGGAUGUAGCGAGUUCGCGCCUCCCCCUGUGCUAG